Molecule: messenger RNA, 1332 nt
Organism: Tetrahymena thermophila SB210
Lineage: Eukaryota; Ciliophora; Oligohymenophorea; Hymenostomatida; Tetrahymenidae
Product: kinase domain protein
Exons: 1
Biological process (GO): actin filament polymerization
Cellular component (GO): actin filament; cytoplasm
Molecular function (GO): actin binding; microtubule binding
Source: RefSeq, a predicted model, not a curated record
AUGGGAAAGAAUAAUAAAGUAUUAUUAGACAAUGGCAAGUAGGCUUCAAGUUCAAUGCAACUGUAUUGGAAUAAAGCUAAGCAAAUAGAAAAAAAGAAAUAAGAUUAAAGAAAGAAAGAUUUCAAGGAGAGAACUUAAUCUGAUGUUAAAAAUAAGGAAUCUAAUUAAAAAUAAGGAAAUGGAGAAGACGAAGAAGGCAAUUUUAUGAGUAGAGAAGCUAUGAAUAAUAUAAUGAAGGAAAAAGAAAGAAGAAGAUAGGGACAAUAUUCUUCAAAAUCUGAAGAUAUAUUAACUGAAGCCAAUAUUCUUAAUGCUUAAAAAGCGUUAACAAAUAAAACCAUCAAAAUUCCGGGAUACUCGUCAGAUUUUAUAUCAUAAUAGCAGAUUGAAAGAAACAAAUAGGAAAUAGAAAAAAGAAAAUUGUUUGCAUAGGCUGCUAGAGAUAGAAAAGAAUAACGUGAAAAAUAAGAAAAGGAAGGAGGUGAUUAAAGUGAAUAGCCUAUUUAAAAACCAGACCCUUAAAAACCCUAGCAAAAUCCAAAUUAAGCAAAUAAGCCUCCUUUUAAUAACUAAAAUUAAAACUUUAAGCAGCAUUAAAAUUUUUAGAAUCGUCACUUUUAAAAUAGGCAAAAAGAGUAAGAAAGUAGUGAUCCAUUAUUCAAAGUCACUGAAUAAGAGGACUAUAAUCCAAUAUAAGAGAUGAUUAAAUAAUAGUAAUUGUAAUAGCAAAAACAGUAAAAUCAAAACUAGUAAGGUACAUCUUAUUAUUAGCCUCCUCCACCUCCUAAUAUGCCUCCUCCUCCUUUUGGCAUGAUGCCACCUCCACCUGGCAUGUUCCCUCCUCCACCAGGUAUGUUACCACCUCUACCAAAUAUGCCACCUCCUCCAAAUAUGCCUCCUCCUCAAAUAUAAGGCUAAAUGCCAUUUAAUCCUCCUUUUUACUAGCAGUAACCUUAAAUACCUUAAUAAAAUAAGAAUAAUGCUCCUCCACCCCCAAUGCUUGUUCCUUAACCAAUAGUUGUAUAGGGUGAGAGUACUGUAAAAAAGAGUAAAAUUGACUUAACAUAAAAGAAAUAAUAAUUUAUACCAAGAAAUGUAGUGGUCCAAUAAGGAUCAGGAAAUAAUGUAACUAAAACAGAAAAUAAAUAAGCAUAGCAACCUGAAGCAUUAGGAGGAAAUAUAUAGAAUGUAAGUUAGGCUCCUGCUCCUAAGCCAUUUUUACAAGGAGGGUAAGAUCCAUUUGUUUCGAACCCUAAUAAUUAAGAUUUACUAAAGCAAUUUUUGUAAGAUAUAGAAAACAUAAGUAAAAAAUAAACUAAUGAAUCUAGUUGA